Messenger RNA from Mya arenaria, 1693 nucleotides. Its product is annotated as profilin-1A-like. Gene Ontology annotation, molecular function: actin monomer binding. The transcript is spliced from 2 exons. Lineage: Eukaryota; Metazoa; Mollusca; Bivalvia; Myida; Myidae. Gene Ontology annotation, cellular component: cell cortex. Bases 150 to 590 code for a protein of 146 amino acids. The record is from RefSeq and is a predicted model, not a curated record.
UAUAAUUUUGAAAAGUAUCAAACUUCAGUGUGAUAUAUAAAAUCGGGAAUAUGAUAAAAACUUGAUGACCAUAUUAUGUUUUGGAAAUAAAGUGUGCACAAAAAUAUUUAAAUACUAGACUUAAUCUCGUGACACGUUCAUAGCGGAUAAUGGCAAUUCCAACGCGGUAUGGAACAAUUUAUGCCCAGGAAGUCCAGAUGCCGUCGUCAUGGAACGAGUAUAUAUCGCUGGUACUGACGGACAGUGGCUUCGUGACAAACAGCGCAAUCUUCGGCACAGACGGGCGGAAGUGGGCCUCGACUCACGGGUAUGGCCUUACUAGUGACGAAAUAAAAACUCUUGUGUUUGGUUUUAUCGAUCCAUCAAAACUAUGGAAGGACGGUGUUCGGGUCGGAGGACGGACAUUCACGUGUACACGUGCGGAGAGUGGUCUGAUCGUGGGCCGGGAAAGCACCGAGGGGACGGGAUGCGUCGUUUUCCGGUGUAAUAAAUGUAUAGUGAUAGCUACGCACGAGGAAGGUGCACACCCAGGCGGGUGUUAUAAUGUGGUGACUAAAUUAGGAGAAUAUUUAAAGGAGCAAGGUAUAUAGCGUGUAUAAUUCAAUUAUAUGUAAUGUUAUAUAUAUAAAGUAUAUUGUUUCGUGUCCAACGCAUAACGAUAGAGAUUUUUCUAAAUCUGAGUACAACAAAUAUUGCAAAGAUCGGCUAAAAACAAUUUCAUUUACCGUACAUGAAAAUGAGCUUCUACAUUAACGUUUUAAGGUGUAUUUACUUAUGGUUAAUCAUUCUCGUUGGCACAUUAUGGCGCGAGAGCGUGGUCUUGUGUUGCAAGGGGAAAUUAUCAAAUUUGAAGAAAAAUAGUCAGUAACUGAUGCGACUGAACACCUCAAAAUGUUGCAUCAAAGUCGUUUGAUGUGUACAGCAGAGUUAAUACCUCCAAAUGUUAAAUCAAUGCGAUUGAAUGCGUACAGAAGAGCUGGCUGUAAUAUAAAAGUCAUAAUGUUUAAUAUAUAAACAAACUGUCGGCGUGCUUCAUUAACAUAAUUAAAAAUAUUGUCUAUGAGUUAACAACUUCUUUGAAGCGUUGCUGAUUUAGAGGACGCAUAGUAUCCUAAAAUGCCUAUAAACUUGACUCAGCACAUGGUCAUAAACGUUUCAUGUAACUUUACGUUAUAACGGAGCAUUAUGUGCUCAAAAUAAUUUAGUUGUUUAUAUCCACGGAGAGAAUGGAGGAAUUGAAAGUGGUCCACAUGUUGAUGUGGGUGGUAGCCCAGACAAGUUUUAUAGUGUACUUCAUACCGAGGAGAGAUAUUGAACAUCACAACUUUUGGAUUUAUCGGCACGCUAGACUCAAUAUCACAAACAUGGACUACGAAAUCAGAGCCCGUGCGAUCGAAGCUUGCUGUCAACGGAAAUUAAAUUGUUUUUUUUUAUUUGUUUAUCUUUGCAUGCAUGUAUUGAAUUGAAUUUCAACCACGUAUUCAUAACUUUGAUAUGGUACGUUUUGUUUAAGGGAAAAGGUCAAAGUUGUAGUUAAUGGAUCUUUAAGUUAAGUGAAAAAUAGAGCAUCAUUGAUAUGUCACAAUAAUACAAUGACACAGUAAUGAAUGAUGGACGAAUGAUUCGUUUUGCAUGUAAUUAGAUAAUUUUUAAUUUAGUAAGCAUAAAACAUAGUAUUCCUUGUCGCUCAGCU